UCAUUGGUGUACGAAAACAGGCAACAUCCAAAAUUAAAAUUACUUAGCAGCUCAAAUUGGCGCCAUUCGAAGAUCCUAACCUAGAAACAUAAAGCUUUUAAUAAGCUGAGUAAUUUUUUAUACACAUCGUAAAAAUGUGGAAUAGUGAAGAUUUAGACAAUACCGGAGGGGGUUUCCUGAACAGUACACAGAACAAUGUCGAUUCUCCAUCGCAAAAUAAGAAAGGAGGAGCACGGAGACUGCAGAGUGUGGUGCCUGUAGCUAUUCGUCAGAUUCGCGACAGUACCGAUGACGAAUUUAAACUUUUUGGUACACCUACACAAAUUUUGCAUAUUGUUGGUAUAUUAAGAGGAUAUGAAGUACAAUCAACAAAGGCCACAUAUACCAUCGAAGAUCACACUGGUGAGAUCAAAGCUAUAUGGUGGCUGGAGAGCGAUGAAGGUGACAGUACCCCAAAACUUCCACCAGUGAAAGAGGGAAGCUAUGUACAGUUAUUUGGGUCUUUGAGAAAUCAAGAUGGUGAAAAAAUCAUUAUGGUACUAAGAAUGUUUUUGGUUGAUGAUGCCAAUAUAGUCACUAGUCAUUUGUUGCAAGUUAUCCACACACGAUUACAAGCAGAAUACAACAGUAAAAAUCCGGGCUUGUCCCAUACAAUCAAUAAUCCUGGUGCUGCAUUACCUAACUCUAUGAGCUUUAUGGAUCAAAAUGUAGCAGACAAUGGUCAAAACGGUUUUACACCUAUACAAGCCAAAGUACAAAAAUUAUUGGAAACAGAUCACAGUACCACAGGAAUGAAUAUUAACACCUUAUUGAAAAGUUUCAAACCUAAUCAAGAAAAUGAAGUUAGGCGUGCUAUUGAAUUUUUGGUUAAUGAAGGUCAUGCCUACUCUACAAUUGAUAAUGAUCAUUUUAAGUCUACUUCUGAUUAGUUAAGAUUGUUUUUAUUAUAAUUUUCUUAUUUAUACUUACUUCUUUAUAUACAUUUAUUUAGUUUACUUUAUUAUUUCAUAUCAAGUAUUUUGUUUAUGAAUUUGUACUAUUAGAAUAUUAAAGUUUUCUUUAUUAUUAAAUUUCUUUUUUUAUUUAAUUAUGUUUCAAGUAAAGAAGCUACCUGGUGUUAAUGUUAAAUAUUUUUUGAACAAAGCAAUAUGAUUAAGUAAUAAUAAGGAUAUUUUUAAAAUAAUAUGUAAAAUAAAAAACAAUUCAUUUAUAAACGUUUUAUUAAAUAUUGUUAAUAUAAUAAAUAAGAUAUACAAAAAUUGACUCGCUCGAAAAUUUAGCUGCAGAAUAAAUAAAUAUAUCUUAAAUUCAUUACAAACUAAUCUUACAAAAUAUCCUUUACGAACCCAACUAUAACAUUAAAAUUUCAACAAUCUAUAACACUUAACAAAAAGGUAGUCAUGGUAAAAAAUCAAGACAAACUCCAGUAAAAGAUAUAAAAGCACUGGGAAUGUAUUUUUCACUUAAUAUUUGGUUAUAUUGGUAGUACUUAUUCACAAGGUUCCAAAACAAUAAUGUAAAAAUAAUUAGAUGAAAUACAAUAUAUAGAUAAAUAUACAGAUAUAAAAUUUGGUACAUCCAACAUGUAAAAUUUCAUAUUUAUCACCAUUAUAAAAUAUUAUUGCGACAAAAACGAACAAAGGUAACAGUGACAUAAAAAUAUUUUACUUUACAACUCAGUCUUGAUGCAUUCACGCUCGUAUCACUUACACGUGUACAUUGUAUAGCGAAUAUAAAAAACACAUAAAUUUUUGCGUAGCGGAAGUUGUUUUUGUAUACUUAUGCAUCAGAAAUUGGGACCAAUCUAAUAUGUAGCGCCACAAAAAUUCGCAGAUUACAAAACAAUCGAAUCCUCAAAUAGCGUUUCGGUUGUGACAGCUAACGUCCCACAAAAUAAUAAACAAAAUAACUAAUUAAUAGAAAUGUUACAAUGUAAUUUAUUAUAUCAGAAUACGUAAUUAUACAGGUGAGCAUUAAUUAAGGAAUUAUAUAAAUAUCGUGCAAAAACGAAACACUGCCGAGUCUUUUUUUUUUUUUCACCUAUACAA
Messenger RNA from Aethina tumida (small hive beetle), 2048 nucleotides. Its product is annotated as replication protein A 32 kDa subunit. The transcript has 6 exons. Bases 135 to 929 code for a protein of 264 amino acids. Gene Ontology annotation, molecular function: DNA binding. Gene Ontology annotation, biological process: nucleotide-excision repair; DNA replication; double-strand break repair via homologous recombination. Gene Ontology annotation, cellular component: DNA replication factor A complex; nucleus; site of double-strand break. The record is from RefSeq and is a predicted model, not a curated record. NCBI's taxonomy places the organism in Eukaryota, Metazoa, Arthropoda, Insecta, Coleoptera, Nitidulidae.